Gryllus bimaculatus (two-spotted cricket) is the source of this 4689-nucleotide messenger RNA. Lineage: Eukaryota; Metazoa; Arthropoda; Insecta; Orthoptera; Gryllidae. The record is from the annotation of a GenBank genome assembly.
AGGAGCCCAUGGCGCUCAUCGACCCCGUCACCGGACUGCUCAUUCCCAUGCGCGAAUCAGAGGAGGGCCAAUACAUCCCAGUUGCACCUGGGGAGGCGCCAGCGGCGACUGCCACGCCAGCGACAGGAUCAGCGCCAGCACCAACGGCAACGCCCGCGCCCGCGCCCGCGCCUGCGCCUGAUGUUCCGCACAAGCCCGCACCAUCGCCCUCGCCCUCGCCCUGCACGACGCUCGGGCCUGCUGCUACCGCUGCCGCUACCGCCUGCACUACCGCCGACUCUUCCGCCAGCGCCCCCGCGGUUAAGGCGCCUGAGCGGCCGCCUCCAGAGCCUACGGCUCCCGCGCUCGCGUCACUCCCUACGCAGGCCCCGGCCACGACCACAGCCACGGCCGCGGUCCUGGCGCCAGCCCCAGCCCCAGCCCAGGCACCGGCCGCGGUGGUGCCAGUCCGCGCCUCGCCGCCCGUGCAUAGGGUUCCUUUGCCGCAGCCGCCUUCGCCGGCUAUUCAGCCUUUGGCGGCAGCGGCGCCGGCGCUGCACCCACACCCGCACCCGGAGGCGGGCUCGGCCGGCCUUUCCGCGCCGCCGUGGCCUGCGCAGCAGAGCCACGUGCCAGUCAUCGCCGCGCCGUCGGUGCUCGCUGUAGCGGCGCAAGGAGCGCGGAGCGGGCCCGUCAAGACUCCCGCGGGCCCCGCGCGCCCCAUGACUACCCUGAAGGCGCACGUACUGACGCAGGCUGCUAAGGCCAGCCCCACGCUGCUGCACCCACCCCCGCCUCCCGGCGCCGCACUCAAGUCCCCGGUCAUCAAGUCCACCGCCGCGCCCACUUUGGGCUCGAGUGUCGUGGCGACGAAGCCUCGAGAAGUCAUCCAAACACCUUUGCAGCAACAUCAGUCGCCACCACAGCCACCUCUGACACUGUCGGUGGCGAAGAGCGUGUCGAGUGCUGUGCCUAUGACGCCGAAAGCGCAUAUUCUGCAAGCGGUGUCGAAGGUGAACGUACCGGCCGCCGCGCACCAGCUUCCAUCGGUGUCCGUUACCAAAGUGCACCACGUGAUGCCGCCGCACCAGCAGAGCGUGGUGAACAUGAAGGCGGCAGCGCAGACGCCCCUCAACCCCAAGGCGCACCUGCUGCAGGCGGCGACCAAGGCGGCAGUACAGGUGCAGCUGGGCGCCAAGGGGUUGCCCCCCGCCGCCCACCAGGGCCCCGCGCAGGCCGCCAGCCCGCCGCUGCCGCUGGCGCUGCCGCUGCCGCAGCCGCCCAAGGCCCACCACCAGCCCCUGGCCGGCAAGCCCAUCCUGACCGGCGCCGUGGCCAGCCCUCCGCUCAAGCCGCCGCACCUCGCCAGCCAGCCGCCCGUCAUUCCAUCCGGUGUGCCUGCCCAUCUGAGCAGCCACGUAAAGGGACUCAUGGAGCCUCCGAAGGUGGAGGUGACGAUUGGUGGGUGCAUUGUGGUGCCCACACCCAGCCCUCAGAGCAGGCCGCAGGUGCUGCAAGCAGGCUUGCCUGUCCCUGCAUACGAGGCCUCAUUGCAUGCCCAUGGCCAGGCGGGGGUGGUGGCGGAGCUGCUGCCCAACCCGCAGUUUGUGCUGGCGCCGCGGCAGAGUCCCCCGCCGGCGCACCAACACGGUGCCAGUGGCGCCCAGGGCGGCGACGUGGUGCACGGCCACAUGGGCUUCCAGUCUGCGGCGGCGGCGGUGGCGGCGGCGGCGCACGGCGGGCACGGGGCGCACGGCGCGCACGCGCGGCGGCGGCGGCGGCGGCAGCGGCGGCCGGGCGGCCGCACAGCGCUGCGCCAACGACCUGCGCGGCCCCCGCACUACGUGCACCCGCACGCGGCGCACGCCGCCCACGCGGCGCACGUCUACCAGCACUACCUGCGCUCACAUAUCUCGCCCUACUCGCUGCCGCCAGUGCGUUCGCCGAUGCUGCCCGGGAUGGAGCUGAAGGCGGACGGCGACGCGGAGGAGGUGGCGGCGCGUGGCUCCAGCAGCCCCCCGUUGGAGCUUCGGCGCACGGCGGUGGAGGCGGGCGCGGCGACGGCAGGCCCUGUCCCCGGCGCGCCGGUGUCGGCAACGGCGGCAGGCCAACGUUAUCCUGUUAUGUGGCAAGGUCUCCUGGCACUUAAGAAUGACCAGGCAGCAGUUCAAAUGCAUUUUGUAUUUGGAAAUCCUCAUGUGGCAAGAGAUUCCUUGCCUUGUAAUUCAGAUGGCAGCACACCACCUUUGCGAAUUGCUCAGCGUAUGCGUCUCGAGCAGACUCAGGUUGAGGGAGUUGCUCGUAAGAUGCAGAUGGAUAACGAACAUUGUAUGCUACUGGCUCUUCCGUGUGGUCGUGAUCAUAUGGAUGUUCUUCAGCAGAGCAAUAAUUUACAGACAGGAUUUAUUACAUACCUUCAACAGAAGCAAGCUGCAGGCAUUGUGAACAUUGCAGCUCCAGGUUCCCAACAGGCGGCAUACGUUGUUCAUAUUUUCCCAUCAUGUGACUUUGCCAAUGAAAACCUGGCCCGCAUUGCACCAGACUUGCUUCAUCGUGUUGCUGACUUGGCCCAUCUUCUAAUCAUCAUUGCAACAGUUUGAAGUUCCCCUGAUUUGUUCUAUUAGUGAUCUCUUCUCGGAUGUGACAAGUAUCUAAAAUGAAACUCUGAAUGCACCAAAUAAGAACAGGCCUAUGGCUACCAAGAAAUGUCCCUUGAAUAAAAUGUAUAUUAUGGAAAUCCACCGAACUAAGAGUUAAAUGAGAGUUGUCAAAUUUAUUUAGUUUUAAAUACACGUACCAAUUUAUAUUUUAUUUCUUCGGCAUGAAGUAUGCCAUGUAUGUUAGUGUUGGAGGACCUCGAUAUUUUAUGUAAGAAAUGAGAAAGUUUUGUUGUGAUCUAGUCAAAGAAUCCUACUACAUUUUUCUUUAGUGAGAUAAUCUAUAAAAGUUUGUAGUGUUACAACAGUUUUAUGUUCAUAUGUUGAAACAAAAUCGGAAAUAAUUGUUUUUAAUUAUAGUGUAAAUGGGCCAGUUUUUGGCAGAGACAUUGUAAGUUAUACAUAUUGACAACCCAGUCAUCCAACUUUACAAUAGUACAACUGCUGUGUUUUCGUAAAUCGAAUAAAAAAGUUGCGAGUGAACAGCCCUGCACAAGACUUGCAUUUUGUGCAAUCUCAGAUGGACAAGACACUGUUUAAUACAGUUAGAUUUUAUAAACUCGAGUUUUUUCGAUUUCUUUGAACUCUGAUUGGAUUGCAGAGAUGAGAACUGCUAGUGCAGUUGCAUGCAUGUUUCUCUGCCUUUUGUUAACACUGAAGAAACAAUUAAGUGUGGAAGGACAAGAAAGAAAAGCUGAAAGUGAACAUUAAGUACAAGUAUACAUGUUAUCGACUUCACUUUCCAUGUUACUGCAUUGAAUAUGUUGUGGACAUUUUCAUCACUACUGUGUGCCAAGAUUCUCCGGCAUUGGCCAUGGUGUGUUGUCCUCUUGUUCACCAUUUCUUAUGCCCUUACAAAUGCGGUGUGAAAUCAGAAUAAAUGUAAUGUAAUGUGAAUUUCAAUUACUAAUGCGUGUAGCUGCGAGCAAUCAAAACGAAUGAAUAUGUUAAUUACUUGAUGUACAGUCUUGUAAGUAUGUAAUAACACUAUUGUAAAGUUCUUGUUGCAUCUUCAUGAAGAAAGAGAAGAAAUAAUUACAAUGCGAAAGAAAACUAAAAAAAUUGAAAGCUGGACUGAUCUAAUCAUCAUUCAUCAUUGAAGUUUCAGAAUCAUUUCAUUGCCUGUAUAUUUUGUACAUAAAACAUUAUUAUAAUUGUGCAUUGUUGUUUCGACUAUUUUAGUCCAGGUACCUACAAGUGAUACAUUAUAAAUAUAUACAUAUAUGAAUAUAGAAGUGUGUAUAGUAUAUAUGUAUAAUGUAUAUGUGUAUAUAUAUACAUUUUGAUAAUAUCGUUAUCAAAAUAUGUCCUUGUGUAGAUAGCACUGAACACUGCACCCCCCCCCCCCUUCGUCUUCAAGGAAGAUUUUCAAACAUUUCCAAGUAGUGUGGUCUGUACUAAAUUUUCAUUUUUCUCCCCAAUAGCUGGCUUAACUUAAAUGUACGCAAAGGGCAUUGUUGAAAAAAAAAACAAAAAAAAAACAACAACUCGGAAAUGUAAUAUUAUAGUUUGGUGAUGUUUUUCAUUUUUAAUUUAUUUUUUAUUUUUUUAUUUUUUAAAUUUUUAUUCUAUGGUUUUUAUUUUGAAAAUAUUCAGGAUGCAGAUUACUGCUAUGCAGCAAGUUCAUAUCUCCCUCUCUUCUCUCUCUUUCUCUAUAGUGUGUUUUCAAUGUAAGUUUGCUCAAGGUGUACAUCCCCAACCAAGAUUCUAUUUUCAAUUUUGAUUGUGUACAAGUGAAAUCGUUAUAUAUAUUUUUUGAUGUGUACAAAAUGGUUCAAAAAUCGAAUUAAAAAAAAAGACAUGGACACAAUUGAAGUGUUUGAAGAAGGAUUUUUUGCAGCCAACUCACAUCUUGAAGGCCAAACCAUAAAAAUAAAAAAUAUAAAAAAAUGAACUUGUAAAUAUUUUCAGAGACUAUCUUAGGCUGUGAUCUCUCCACAUUAAGUUACUGACUUUUCAUUUGAUAAAAAAAAAAAAAAAAAGAUCGUCCAGUGAUUUAAGUUAUUUGAUGAACAAAAGUAUAAAGUGUUAAUAAAAAUUAAUGGAAAUUAAU